Trypanosoma theileri is the source of this 2202-nucleotide messenger RNA. RefSeq names its product putative ubiquitin hydrolase. The coding region runs from base 1 to 2202 and encodes 733 amino acids. The record is from RefSeq and is a predicted model, not a curated record. Gene Ontology annotation, biological process: protein deubiquitination. Gene Ontology annotation, molecular function: zinc ion binding; cysteine-type deubiquitinase activity. NCBI's taxonomy places the organism in Eukaryota, Euglenozoa, Kinetoplastea, Trypanosomatida, Trypanosomatidae. The transcript has a single exon.
AUGACCCCACCUUAUGAUAUAAGCGAGGAAUCAUGUCCGCAUUGCUGGGAUGAGUCGGCUAUGGUGGUUCCACAUCAUACAUCCGCCAUACAUAAGGAAGAAUGCGCUUACUGUUGCCGUACAUGCAGACAUGAAGGAGGAAUUCUUGUUUGCAUGUCUUGUCAUAUGGGUCUUUGUGUGGAACAUGUUCGCAAACACAUCUCCGUACAGUCUACUCACGCCAUGUUUGUUUGGAUCAAAGAACUUCCACCAAAGGAAGAAGAUGCCACAGAGGAGACAAAGGAUGUGAACAAACUUGGAGUUGUGCUUCCAAAGGAAUAUGAAAAUGCCGUUUGUUGUGGUGUAUGUGCAAAAUCAUUUUUAACACCACCAGAUUUUGCCCUUGAGUGUUACUCAUCUAUUGUGCAUGCGACUUCAACGGGAGCUAAAGAUGCCAUGGAUGCAGAUGUUACCGGGUAUAUGCGUCCACAAUGUCCACAUUUAAUCUGUUUAGAACAGUUACCAAGUCCAUUUCAAACCGCCCCACCAUCCGCUAUGGAGAAAUGCAGUUUUGAGAAUUGUGAUUGCCGUACAAAUAACUGGAUGUGUAUGACGUGUGGGGCGGUGGGAUGUCCACGAAAGGAGGCGGGCGGUAGUGCGCAUGCCUUACAGCACUACUUUGAGACUCAACAUCCUGUAGUGGUGAAACUUGGAACCGUUACCCCAUCCGGGGCGGAUUUCUAUUGUUAUAUUUGUGAUGAUGAGGUAUCGGAUGUUCACUUUGAAUCCCACAUGAACCAUUUUGGUAUAGAUGUUCAAACUGCGAAGAAAACAGCCAAAACACUUGGAGAAAUGCAAUAUGAUUACUCCUCACAGUUUGAUUUUAAUCGUAUUACAGAAAGUGGUGAAUCUCUUGUUUCUGUUUUUGGUCCAGGAAGAACAGGAAUGCAUAAUUUUGGUAACAGUUGCUACAUGGCAUCUGUUGUUCAGUGUCUUUUUGCCUUGGAACCUUUCAGAGAGGCAUUUUAUCACAAUCGUGAAACACUACAUCAGAAUGUUUGCCGUGAAAACCCAUAUAAUUGUCGUACUUGCCAAACCGAACGUGUCGCUAGUGGUCUUUUAUCUGGAGAAUUUUCUAAAAAAGAUAAUGAACGAAAUAAUGGUAUUACAGCUAGAGAGUUUAAACGUGUUUUUGCCCAUACACAUCCUGAUUUCUCUUCUGCAGAACAACAGGAUGCACAGGAAUACAUGUUGUAUUUACUUGAACAAAUGCGACGUUAUGUUAGACCUCCUUAUAGUAAAGAUUCAGAAGAUUUUCAUCCUGCUGAUAUUUUUAAAAUGACAGUGGAACAUCGUGUACAGUGUAGUGCAUGCCAUAAAGUUCGCUAUACACGAGAAACCGAUUGUUGUCUUUCACUUCCAAUUCCAAUAGAUCCUGUGGAAACGAAUCCUAAUGUGGAACAAAAACUUACAGAAGAAGAGAUUGAAGCAAGUCGUCCACACCGUUCAUUAGAGGCGUGUAUUACAUCUAUGAUGCAACCUACAGAAAUUUCAUGUCGUUGCAGUGCCUGUGAUAAUGCAGUGACUUAUUUUAAAACUACACGAUUGGCUACUUUUCCUGAUGUACUUCCUGUUUUUCUUCGUCGGGUACAUUUUGAUAUGGAAACUAUGUCAGUGAAAAAAAUUGACGUUUUUAUUGAUGUACCAGAAACUAUAAAUUUUGAAUACCUCCGAAGCAAAGGUCUUCAAGCAGAUGAAGUUGAAAUGCCUUCUACAGAUACAAGUCUUCCACAUAAACCAGUAUCUCCAUUAUCAAAGCCAAUAGAUGAAACUGCACUUGCUAUUUUAUUAAGUAUGGGUAUUGAAGAUUCUAUUGCCAGAUAUGCACUUUUACAAACUGGUAUGAAUGCUGAACGUGCCAUUGACUAUGUAUUUAGUCGUGAAGAUAUUGCUCUGGAGAUGAGUCAAGCUUCUGGGGCUGCAAAUACACCAGAGAAACAAGAGAGUACAACGGCACGUGUACAUGAUGGACCAGCUACGUAUAAACUGCAUGCGAUGAUAAGCCACAUGGGAGCAAGUGCCAAGACAGGACAUUAUGUUUGUCACAUAAGAGAUGAGGAAACAGGGAAGUGGCUUCUUUUUAAUGAUGAGAAGGUGGCGGAAUCACGACACCCACCAUUCUCUAUGGCUUCCGUUUAUUUUUACAAGAGAUGUGCUGAAUGA